AUGCGCGAGCUGUGCAAAGCUAAACCACCAAAGUCCCUUGAGCACUGUGUGGGCGCAGGCGAGCCUCUCAACAGUGAAGUAAUCAACCAGUGGCAAGAUAUGACUGGCUGCGAAAUCAAAGACGGAUACGGACAGACUGAAUCGACUCUGCUGUGUGGCAAUCUUGUGGGCCACGUGGUCCGCCCUGGAUCCAUGGGCAAACCGAUCCCAGGGCUGCCUUUCGAGAUCAUCGAUCAGGAUGGCGAGUCAUGUCCGACCGGAGAAGAAGGAGAUAUUGCGAUAGCAACAACGACAAAAGCCGGAGAUAUGGUGGCCUGCAUCUUCGAUGGCUACAUAUCCGCAACUGGAGAUGUGAAGCGAGCCGUGCGGCACGAAGCACGCCCGGGUCGCAGCGUUCACCCAAGGCAAUGGUUCCUGACUGGAGAUCGAGCAUACCGCGACGAGGAUGGUUAUAUAUGGUUCGUUGGCAGGGCGGACGAUGUCAUCAAUGCCUCGGGGUACCGUAUAGGCCCAUUCGAAAUCGAGUCGGUACUGAAGAGACAUCCAGCAGUGCAGGAAUCAGCAGUUGUAGCUUCGCCAGAUGCAGCCCGCGGCGAUGUCGUUAAAGCAUUCAUCGUGCGGAACAAGGAGUUUCUUUCGGCAGAUGUGUCUCAGUUAGCGGCUGAGCUGCAAAGGUUCUGCAGGGAGAUGGCAGCACCAUACAAGUACCCGCGCAAGAUUGAGUUCGUGUGCGAAAACUUCCUGCCAAAGACAAUAAGCGGCAAGAUCAGAAGAGUGGAACUCCGGCAGCUCGAAGUCCAAAGAGCCAGACAGAUGUCGAAAUUGUGA
Molecule: messenger RNA, 828 nt
Organism: Recurvomyces mirabilis
Lineage: Eukaryota; Fungi; Ascomycota; Dothideomycetes; Mycosphaerellales; Teratosphaeriaceae
Exons: 3
Coding region: 1-828 (275 amino acids)
Biological process (GO): acyl-CoA metabolic process; fatty acid biosynthetic process
Molecular function (GO): fatty acid ligase activity; fatty-acyl-CoA synthase activity
Source: RefSeq, a predicted model, not a curated record